GGGCGAUUUGUUCCGAUUUCACUUGUUUUUAUUUUAUACAACCUAACUUGAUGUUUAUCUAUGGUGCAGCUCUUGAGUCACAACAUCUGAUUGCUGAAAAAUGCCUGGACCGGAUCUUCCCGAAACACCAGCCCCUUUAAAGAGUGUUCAGCCUUAUUUGAAAACUGCUAGUGAACACGACGCGCGAGAUGUUGUUGUCAGCUACUGGUGUCGUUUGUACGCACUGCAGACUGGUCUCAAAUUGUCUACCAAGACCGGUGAGGAGACAAACUUUCUUCUGAAAUUGAUGGACUGGUUGGAAUCCACAAAGAAAGCACAUCAUGAAAAUGAAGCAAUCACGAAUGAAGUAGCUGCACAGGCACACUUGGAAAAUUGGGCCUUGAAACUUUUCUUGUAUGCAGACAAGCAUGACAGAGCAUCCAAUUUUGGUAAAAAUGUUAUACAGAGUUUCUACACCGCUGGCCUUUUGUAUGAUGUUCUUACAACCUUUGGAGAAUUAAGCGAAGAGGCUUCACAAAAUAAGAAGUAUGCAAAGUGGAAGGCAGCCUAUAUUCAUAACUGCUUGAAAAAUGGUCAAACUCCAGUACCAGGUCCUGCUAAAGAAGAUGGUGAUGACAAUUCUAAUGAAAAUGUUGGCAGUGAUUUGCUGGAUUAUGACGAAAAUGCAGAUCAUGAGAAUAAUGAUCCAGGAGUGCAGCCUAGUCAGCCAACAUUACCUGCAAUGCCGAUGCAACCACCAAUGAUGCCUACCCGGCCCACGCAACCAACUCCACCUACCACUAUGGGUGCUUAUGAUUUUCCCUCUGUACCAGUUAAGCAUGAGGAUAACAAAGAUAAUGAGAAUAAUGAGAGGGAUGAAAAUAAUGAGGGCGUGGAAAAUAAUGAGGAACCUGCUGAAAGUGGCGAAAAUAAGGAUGACGAAAAUAACGAAAACCUUGACAACGACGAAAAUAACGAAAACGACGAAUCUAUCGAAAAUAACGAAAAUGUUGAAACGAAUGAAAACGAUGAAAAUAAUGAAAGCAAUGAAAAUGAUGAAAGUCAUGAAAAUAACGAUAAUAACGAAGAAGCUGCUGAAAAUGAGGAAAAUCAAGAUGAUGGAAAAGAUGAAAAAUCUGAGCCGCAUCCAUACAAUCCAGCUCCGACACCGACAAAUCCCGGAAAUAACAGAGUCACUUACGAUGAUAAAUCUAUUGGUAUAAAGUCCGAAACUGGAGUAGAAUUGACUGUUGAACUGUCAGGAAAAGCGCAAAAGUACAUCAAGUGGGCCGGAAGUUCAUUAAAUUAUGACGACGUUCCGACAGCAAUUUUGAACUUGAAAAAGGCUCUCCACCUCUUGACCACUGGAGAAGAUCCUGCCUGAAAAUACUCAGGAUCAAUUGUAAAGCUUCUAUUCACGCGAACAAGUCCUAAUCACAAAAUAUUUGUUUUAACUGCUUAUAGAGCUUUUUUAUUUUAUGGCUUGAAGUCAUGAAUCAUAUAUUUUUAAAAAAGCGUAACAAAUGCUGUAUAAGAUGUUUGUACAUAAUUAAAAUAAAAUGUCUGUAUAUUUACAAUUAAGUAAGCUUAAAAACUAGAAUGAAAUAAAUGAUUUUGCACGGGUCA
This is a messenger RNA of Nasonia vitripennis (jewel wasp), 1605 nucleotides long. RefSeq names its product vacuolar protein sorting-associated protein VTA1 homolog (gene Vta1). Gene Ontology annotation, cellular component: multivesicular body. Gene Ontology annotation, biological process: late endosome to vacuole transport via multivesicular body sorting pathway. The record is from RefSeq and is a predicted model, not a curated record. NCBI's taxonomy places the organism in Eukaryota, Metazoa, Arthropoda, Insecta, Hymenoptera, Pteromalidae. The transcript has 10 exons. Bases 101 to 1363 code for a protein of 420 amino acids.